UACAGCGGGGCGCCCGGGGCUCCUGGCCGGGUCGUCCUCCCUCCGGUCAACUUGGGGAUUCGGGUGGCCACACGGCUGACGUCCCAUGGAAAGGCUCCCGUUAGUGGCACACUUGCGGGCGCCGCCAGGACGAGCCGGCGUAGAGCUUGGGCUUUCUCCCUCUCAAGGUUCUUCAAGGAUGCAGAUGAGCAGCAACAGUGGUAAGAGAGCACCGACGACAGCGACCCAGCGCCUGAAGCAGGACUAUCUCCGGAUUAAGAAAGACCCCGUGCCUUACAUCUGUGCCGAGCCCCUCCCUUCCAACAUCCUUGAGUGGUCGGACAGGUGUUCAAGGAUUUUGGAUCCACAUUCCUUGGCUUGCAGAGAAGGGCACUAUGUGGUCCGAGGCCCUGAGAUGACUCCCUAUGAAGGUGGCUAUUAUCACGGAAAACUAAUUUUUCCCAGAGAAUUUCCUUUUAAACCUCCUAGUAUUUAUAUGAUAACUCCCAAUGGAAGAUUUAAGUGCAAUACAAGGCUGUGUCUUUCUAUCACGGAUUUCCACCCAGACACAUGGAACCCAGCCUGGUCCGUCUCCACCAUCCUGACGGGGCUUCUCAGCUUUAUGGUGGAGAAGGGCCCCACCCUGGGCAGCAUCGAGACAUCAGACUUCACGAAAAGACAACUGGCUGCACAAAGUUUAGUGUUUAAUUUAAAAGACAAAGUGUUUUGUGAAUUAUUUCCUGAAGUUGUGGAGGAAAUUAAGCAAAAACAGAAAGCACAAGACGAACUCAGUAGCAGACCCCAGGCUCUCCCCUUACCAGACGUGGUUCCAGAUGGGGAGACGCACCAUGGCCAGCACGGGCUCCCUCUCCUCAAUGGGCACGCGCCGGGGGCCGGGCCGCACCUGGCGGGGCUCCAGCAGGCCAACCGGCACCAUGGACUCCUGGGCGGGGCCCUGGCGAACUUGUUUGUUAUAGUUGGGUUUGCGGCCUUCGCCUACACGGUCAAGUACGUGCUGAGGAGCAUAGCGCAGGAGUGAGCCACCACCACGACCAGCAGAGGGGUCGGACACACAGGACGCUGGGCCCGAGCUCGACGUGGGCUAGCUGGACGUGCCGCUGAGCACAGGGCGGGCCUGGCUGACUCCUGGGGUUAGCUUUUUAAAAACCUUUAAAAGGAAAACAAGAACCAAAGCGUGUAGUUUGGAUUUGGAGGAAACAUGAGAUCCCCAGCCCCCAUGCUCGCCAUGGCAUUCGGCAGGGGCUGCGGGGCUCCAUAUCCACGAGGAGGCCUCACGCUUUGGUUUUAUAGCUAAUCUCCCGUAUUGUCUUUUGGACCUGUUUUAGUAACCUGUUUUUCAUUUUAUUAGAUUUGGUCACUUAAAAAUAUAAAACUCGAUGCCUAUCCAACA
Odocoileus virginianus texanus is the source of this 1390-nucleotide messenger RNA. The record is from RefSeq and is a predicted model, not a curated record. NCBI's taxonomy places the organism in Eukaryota, Metazoa, Chordata, Mammalia, Artiodactyla, Cervidae.